AUGCAAUCACACAGCACCCUCACAAAGGAAUUGAAGAAACAAGCGUCAGCCAUUGUAAAAGAAAUCCAAGGAAGUGAACUAGAUGUGGAUUAUGGAAAAAAGAUCAGCGUUCCCAAAGACAUAAUGCUGGAAGAGCUUUCCCUUCUUAGCAACAGAGGGGCCCGAUUAUUUAAAAAGCGCCAAAGAAGAUCUGACAAAUACACAUUUGAGGGAUUCCAGAACUCUGUCAAUUCACAAAUAAACAGCUAUGCACCAUCCACAACAUACUGUGACGAUGGAACAGAAAAUUGCAAAGCCAUAGGGAAUGGACUACAAAGUGGGCAACAAAACAUCCCUAAAACACCUCCAAAUACACCUGAUCCAAGGACUCCACCAAAUCCAGAUUCGAUUGCUCCAGGAUAUACUGGACCACUGAAAGGAAUUCCACCUGAAAAAUUUAAUACAACAGCUGUUCCAAAAUCAUAUCAGACUCCAUGGGAGGAAGCUAUUGCAGAUGAUCCAGAACUUCUUUCAACUUUACAUCCCACAAUGCCAGAACUCACACCGAAGGUAGAACUGGCUCAGUACAAGACUUUUAACAGAGUUGCAACUCCUUUUGGUGGUUUUGACAGAGCUUCCAAAAUUAUGAAUUUCAAGUUACCAAGACUGGAUUUUGCAUUACUGGAACCGGAGCUAAAGUUGCCUGUUUUCCAAGAUGGUACUGCUGGUCGGCCAAACUUCAACAGAACUGCUCAAGGUUGGACAUCUAACAACGUUCCAAUAAUAUUUGAUGAUCUGCCUUUGGAAGAAACCAUUCCUGAAACAGAUGACCUUUAAAAUAUUACUGUGCUCUUGAUUAUACAAACAAGGUAUUUUUCUUCAAUAUAAAUAGAUAAUAAAGCUUUAU
Messenger RNA from Rhincodon typus (whale shark), 886 nucleotides. It is a transcript of the gene myoz2b, whose product is annotated as myozenin 2b. Gene Ontology annotation, cellular component: actin cytoskeleton; Z disc. The record is from RefSeq and is a predicted model, not a curated record. The transcript is spliced from 5 exons. Gene Ontology annotation, molecular function: actin binding; telethonin binding; FATZ binding. Bases 1 to 816 code for a protein of 271 amino acids. NCBI's taxonomy places the organism in Eukaryota, Metazoa, Chordata, Chondrichthyes, Orectolobiformes, Rhincodontidae.